AUGAACAAAGUUUUGAAAUCUCAUAACCACAACAUCUCCGAUAUAAAUGAACUUCAAACUACAUUAGACAGUAAAGCCGACAAGAACCAUACACAUAAAUCCUUCACUACUGUUAGAGCAGACGAUAUAAUACUGAACUAUACCCUCGGUUCAAGUACACCUUCAGAGAAUCCGAGUACAAGCGUAAAAGAUACACUUAACAAUUUAGAUAACUAUUGCAGGAACAUUGAUCAAUAUGCCAGAAACUUUGAAGCAUACACACUACCAACGAUGUUGGACAAGAAAGCCGACAAGAACCAUACACAUGAAGAAUUUCAAACAAUCAAGAUUAAAGAAAUUAAGGCAUGCAUCGAAAUAGUAACAAAAACAGGAAGAAACGGUGCAACUGUACAAGAACAAAGAAUUUAUCCUCCUACUUUUCCUAAUGGUUUAAUAACAAACAAUAUAAAUAUUGUAGAAGGCAAUAAAGCUAUAAACGUUAAACAUGAACUUCUAACAAUGAAGGCCCAGAUUCUUCAAACCAUAUAUCCUGUUGGUUCUAUUUAUACGUCAAUGAAUUCAACAAAUCCAGCAACAGUUUUAGGUUUUGGUACGUGGAAGCAGAUUGUAGAUAAAUUCUUAUACUGUGCUAAAUAUUCAAAGCAAACAGGAGGUUCGAAGAAAAUUAAAGAAGCAAACUUACCUGCGCACACUCAUACAGGAACGACAAACUUUUCUGGCGAUCAUAGCCACUCAUUAAGAGACCACCCAUUAUACAACUCAGAGUAUGAAGCUGGCCAUGACGUUUUAUCUCCAUCUUAUAACAAUGCAGCAAAAAAGAUUUUUUGA
Trichomonas vaginalis G3 is the source of this 828-nucleotide messenger RNA. Its product is annotated as keratin-associated protein family. The record is from RefSeq and is a predicted model, not a curated record. The transcript has a single exon. NCBI's taxonomy places the organism in Eukaryota, Parabasalia, Trichomonadida, Trichomonadidae. The coding region runs from base 1 to 828 and encodes 275 amino acids.